This is a messenger RNA of Cuculus canorus (common cuckoo), 1993 nucleotides long. It is a transcript of the gene YWHAQ, whose product is annotated as tyrosine 3-monooxygenase/tryptophan 5-monooxygenase activation protein theta. NCBI's taxonomy places the organism in Eukaryota, Metazoa, Chordata, Aves, Cuculiformes, Cuculidae. Gene Ontology annotation, biological process: signal transduction. The coding region runs from base 241 to 978 and encodes 245 amino acids. The transcript is spliced from 6 exons. The record is from RefSeq and is a predicted model, not a curated record. Gene Ontology annotation, cellular component: cytoplasm.
GGGGUAGGCUCGGCCCGCGCCAACGCCCUUUAGCGCUGCCUCUCGCCGGAGACGGGAGCGGCUCCUUUUUCUCUCCGCCACCGCCCCAGCAGCGACGCAGACGGAUCGGGUGCCGCCCGCGGCCCGGCCCGAAGCGCAGCGCACACCAGGUUUUGAGGUGUAUUCUCCUGUUGGUAGUGUGACAGCCCCAGCUUCUCCUGCUUUUGCUACUGUACUGCUCUUGCCCCACUGCCAGCCAGCAUGGAUAAGACCGAGUUGAUCCAGAAAGCCAAGCUGGCUGAGCAAGCUGAGCGCUAUGAUGACAUGGCCACCUGCAUGAAGGCAGUAACUGAGCAAGGUGCCGAGCUGUCCAAUGAGGAGCGCAACCUGCUCUCGGUGGCCUACAAGAACGUGGUGGGGGGGCGACGCUCUGCCUGGAGGGUCAUCUCGAGCAUCGAGCAGAAGACAGACACCAGUGACAAGAAGAUGCAGCUUAUCAAGGACUAUCGGGAGAAGGUGGAGUCUGAGCUCAGGUCCAUCUGCACCACUGUGCUGGAGCUGUUGGACAAAUAUUUAAUAGCUAAUGCAACUAAUCCAGAGAGCAAGGUAUUCUACCUGAAGAUGAAGGGAGACUACUUCCGAUACCUUGCUGAAGUUGCCUGUGGCGAUGACAGAAAACAAACAAUAGAAAACUCACAGGGAGCUUAUCAGGAGGCAUUUGAUAUCAGCAAGAAGGAGAUGCAGCCAACACAUCCCAUUCGCUUGGGUCUAGCUCUUAACUUCUCUGUAUUUUAUUACGAGAUUCUCAACAAUCCUGAGCUUGCCUGCACACUGGCAAAGACAGCGUUUGAUGAGGCUAUUGCAGAACUUGAUACACUGAACGAAGACUCAUACAAAGACAGUACUCUCAUCAUGCAGUUGCUUAGAGACAACCUAACAUUAUGGACAUCAGACAGUGCAGGAGAAGAAUGUGAUGCUGCAGAAGGUGCAGAAAACUAAACUGCACAUGGGGCGGCAUCUUCCCUUUCCUUCUCAAGAAACCUUUUUACACGUCUCCAUUCCUUAUAGCUCCACUUGGAUUUCCUAUAGCAAAGAAAACCCAUCCAUGUGUAUGGAAAUCAAUUUAUAGUCUUUUCACACUGCAGCUUUGGGAAAACUCCAUUCCUUGAUUUGUGUUUGUCCUGGCCUUCCUGGUGUGCGGUUACUGCUGUAGAAAAGUAUUAAUAGCUUCAUUUCAUAUAAACAUAAGUAACUUCCAAACACUUAUGUAGCGGACUAAAGUGUACCUGGUAUUUAAAAACAAAUCUGAACCAGUUCCUGCCAGUCAACUGUGUUUUGUAUUACAGUAAGAUAUGAAAAUGUAGUUAAUUGCAACUAAAGAGUGUUCCACAUUAGCUUUUGAUUCUUCACAUUCCCUUCUUAUUCUGCAGGGUUUCCUUUCCAUAAUUGACUUUCACACGCUACUGUGUAUUCUUUUCAGUACGAAAAGGGAAGUAUUGGGCCAGAUCAAGUCGAGCAUUUCUAGUUUGGAGAAUGACAAAUUGAGUUGGUUCCUGUAUCAUGUAACACAGAAGCUUGUGUGUUUGACAACAGGGGCUUCUCUUAAUCUUUGGUUGCUGCUGUUUAAGUUGGAAUCCCUUCCCAAUAAAAGUUCACUUACACUCCCGUCUUCGUAGUUCUGGUAUUCACUUUACUAUGUAUUAGAAGCAGCAUGUUACUGCCGGAGUACAGGCAGUGCUUUUUGGCAGACUAAAGUGCAUGUCAUUUCUUAAUACACUGGAAUGGGAAAACCAAUUGAAGUUCACAUGUCCAAGUAUAAAAUUUAGUACUUUUCCAUGCAGGUUUGUGCACAUGUGAGAAGGUGUCAAGUUUGUCCAGUGAUUGUUAUUUAGAGAGUUUGGACCACUAUUGUGUGUUGCUAAUCAUUGAUUGUAGUCCCAAAAAAGCCUUGUGAAAAUGUUAUGCCCUCUGUAACAGCAAAGUAACAUUAAAUAAAAUUACAUUUUAUAAACCA